Scylla paramamosain (green mud crab) is the source of this 2007-nucleotide messenger RNA. RefSeq names its product EF-hand domain-containing protein 1-like. The transcript has 14 exons. The record is from RefSeq and is a predicted model, not a curated record. Gene Ontology annotation, molecular function: alpha-tubulin binding. NCBI's taxonomy places the organism in Eukaryota, Metazoa, Arthropoda, Malacostraca, Decapoda, Portunidae. The coding region runs from base 278 to 1879 and encodes 533 amino acids. Gene Ontology annotation, biological process: mitotic cytokinesis; cilium-dependent cell motility; mitotic spindle organization. Gene Ontology annotation, cellular component: mitotic spindle; axoneme.
AGAGAGAGAGAGAGAGAGAGAGAGAGAGAGAGCUAGCGUUCUCAUCACCAUGGCAACGCUUCCUGCCGGGUGUCGGUAAUGACAAGAGACUGUCCACCGCCACACCUCUCUCACGCUGUCCUUCCUCCUGUAGCCGUAGACUGCUUGUGUCUACGUGCGUCUCACCUUGCUGCCAUUCACUGUAAGCUGGCGGCGAGGACAUAGACACAAAGAAGCACCUCCGGUGUAGUAGGUUCAAGUAACCAUCCGUUUCAAGUGGCCAAGUGCGCGCGCAACCAUGUCAGACCUGCCACUGCUUCCCGGCUACACCUUCUCUACACCUGAGGAAAGGCAGAGGCCCAUCCGUCAAAGUCUGGAAUGGAGGAAGGGAGCGCCCCUCGUGGCGGCCCCUCCUCAACCCUUGCUGUCUGAGGCUGACCAGCAGGACCUGGUGAGACAAGAGAGAAGACUCCAGUUCGCAUCCCGCCCACGCCGAGCCUCGACCCCACCCAAGUUUCUGCCAGAAUGGGCGGUGUUGGACAAGAAGGUGCUACGAUUCAAGGGUUACUUCACAGAGCAGGUUGAGGGAGGGAGGGCAGUGUGUCGUGUUCGGCCAGUGGUCAUCUACUACUACCUGGUGGAUGAUGCAAUAGCCGUCACUGAGCCUCGGACACCUAAUUCUGGUCUAGAUCAAGGUCGCCUGCUGAACCGCCAGCAAGUGCCUCACCCAGAUGGAGGAUUCUGGCACUGGACACACCUCAACCUGGGGGAGACACUGACCCUCUAUGGCCGGCAUUACAUUAUCUGUGACUGUGACCCCUUUACCAAGGAAUACCUAUUAAGUGAGGGGACAGAGCUGGGCAACCCCGUCACCAUCCCUCCAGACCCGUACACUCUCAUGCGACAGUCCAGGAUCGAGACACCACACAGAACCUCAGACUUGCGGCCACACUCAGCACCCCCGGUGCCCCCACAGCUGAGGGGAGUCCUGCUCAAGUUUGAUGUGAUGGUGGAGGAGGUGGAGGACGGCCGGUCCAGAGCAAGCCCUGCUGUGCUGCUAUACCGCCCGCAAGACCUCACCGUGGAGCUCCGCCAACCAUCCUACUUUGACUACACUGAGAUCAGGAAGUUCAGCCCCAUCAUCCUGCGUGCUGUGAAGGUGCCACUGCGGGACUCAUCUGAAGGUACCAUAGGUGGCGUUAUCAACAUUGGGGAGGAAGGUGAGAAGGGGGAGUGGUUGUUGCCUCGUCACUUGAUUCCACCAGCAAGUGUGACCAUCUUUGGCCGCAGAGUGUUGGUGACAGGGUGUGAUGCCUUCACUCAGAGAUUCCUACAAGACUACUAUGGCGCUGACAACAUCCCCAAUAUGAAAUAUGUUGAAACCAAAAAGCCUGAUGAGUCUGGUUCAAGUGGCAAGACACAGUCAGAUAUUGUUCCUCGCCACAGACCAAGACGUGGGCUGCUCAUCCCUCAAGAUGCCACGGUCCUCAGGUUUUUGGCCAAACUAGACUCCCCAUUAGGCACUGAAGCAGAUCGGACCUUUAUUCUCACUUACCAUGUGGUGGAUGCAACACUGGAGCUCACUGAGAAGCCUCGGCCGGGGGGUCUAGGUGGAAGGAUCUUGUCCCGCAUGAGGGUUCCCAAGCCUGAGGUGGUGGAGGACAAGAAGUCUUGGGACCCAGACUUUUAUACAUUAGAUGACAUAUAUAUUGGGGCCCCUCUGAAGCUGUGGGGGCAACACUACCUCAUUACAGGGGCAGACAAGUAUGUCCUGAAUUAUGCACGCCAGCAUGAGGACCAGGUCUCCCCACAGCUGCUCUCCUCCUUGCUGCACCACUUCCAGGAGGACACACAGGACAAGGAGCCAGCUGAUCAGGAACAAGAGAAUAAUAAAUGUUGAGCAAAAUUUUCAGACAGCACAGCAGAAGCAAAGGUAUAAUGAAUCUGACACACCCAUGAAGCUACACAAUGUAAAAAUAAACAAAUAAAUAAUAAAAUGUAAUAAUAAUAAAUAAAAUGUGAGGGAAA